Messenger RNA from Vicia faba (fava bean), 1539 nucleotides. The record is from the annotation of a GenBank genome assembly. Lineage: Eukaryota; Viridiplantae; Streptophyta; Magnoliopsida; Fabales; Fabaceae.
AUGAGUAGCAUAGCUCUACUUGUCUCUUUCUCUCCUCCUUCGUCUUCUUCCUCGCCACAAUUCCGCACCAGAACCACUCAUUCACCUUCCCAGUUCCCAUUCCACUUCCUCUCCCGUCGGAAGCAAGCAGGAAAGGUUUGGGCCGAUGUCAAGUCCGAGAAGCACGUGCCUGAACCCUCCAGCAAGUACCAGGAUCUCACCCUACACAAGAAAGCAGCACGUGCGUUGGAUAUUGGAGAAGAUGUGGAAGAUGAAGAGACGUCAACAUCAAUAUCUUCUUCGUGGUGGGAAGUUUUUCCCAAAAGAUGGGUUAUCGUAAUUCUUUGCUUCUCCGCUUUUCUUCUAUGUAACAUGGAUAGAGUAAAUAUGAGCAUUGCUAUACUUCCUAUGUCAGCAGAGUACAACUGGAACCCAACCACUGUAGGUUUAGUACAGUCUUCUUUCUUUUGGGGAUACCUCCUCACUCAGAUUGCUGGUGGAAUUUGGGCUGACACAGUGGGAGGGAAGCAGGUUUUGGGAUUCGGCGUCAUUUGGUGGUCCGUCGCUACAAUCCUCACUCCUGUUGCUGCUAAACUCGGGUUGCCUUUCCUACUAGUUGCCCGUGCAUUCAUGGGAGUCGGUGAGGGGGUUGCUAUGCCGGCCAUGAAUAAUAUUCUUUCAAAAUGGGUUCCUGUGGCAGAGAGAAGUAGAUCAUUAGCUCUUGUAUACAGUGGCAUGUACCUUGGAUCAGUCACUGGACUCGCCUUUUCACCUUUCCUAAUUCAUCAGUAUGGAUGGCCAUCAGUGUUUUACUCCUUUGGUUCUCUAGGGACUGUUUGGUUUUGUAUAUGGCUUAAUAAGGCGCAUAGUUCGCCACUUGAUGAUCCUGAAAUGUUGCCAGAAGAAAAGAAGUUAAUUGCUACUAACGGUAUGUCCAAGGAACCUGUGAAGGAAAUACCUUGGAGAUUAAUUUUGUCUAAACCACCAGUCUGGGCCCUGAUAGUGUGCCACUUUUGCCAUAAUUGGGGAACUUUCAUUCUUCUUACAUGGAUGCCAACAUACUAUAACCAAGUGUUGAAGUUCAAUCUUACAGAAUCUGGACUAUUUUGUGUUUUACCAUGGCUUACGAUGGCAAUUUCUGCAAAUUUUGGUGGUUGGAUUGCAGACACUCUUGUGACCCGAGGUGUAUCUGUUACAACGGUCCGCAAGAUAAUGCAAACAGUUGGGUUUCUAGGUCCUGCUUUUUUCUUGACUCAAUUGAGCCACAUUCAUUCUCCUGUAAUGGCUGUUUUGUGUAUGACUUGCAGUCAGGGAACAGAUGCAUUCUCUCAGUCUGGAUUAUAUUCAAACCAUCAAGAUAUAGCCCCUCGAUAUUCUGGGAUACUGCUCGGUCUAUCUAAUACCGCUGGAGUACUUGCUGGUGUUCUUGGAACAGCAGCAACAGGUUACAUUCUACAGCAUGGCUCGUGGGAUGAUGUUUUCAAGGUUUCAGUUGGGCUGUAUUUGGUUGGAACCGUGGUGUGGAACCUUUUUUCAACCGGUGAAAAGAUCAUAGACUAA